Lates calcarifer (barramundi perch) is the source of this 1022-nucleotide messenger RNA. RefSeq names its product small nuclear ribonucleoprotein polypeptide B2 (gene snrpb2). Gene Ontology annotation, molecular function: U1 snRNA binding. The record is from RefSeq and is a predicted model, not a curated record. The coding region runs from base 135 to 791 and encodes 218 amino acids. Gene Ontology annotation, cellular component: U1 snRNP. Gene Ontology annotation, biological process: mRNA splicing, via spliceosome. Lineage: Eukaryota; Metazoa; Chordata; Actinopteri; Centropomidae. The transcript has 7 exons.
AGCCUGUAGUUCCCCUCCUGACCUGCCGGUGGCGCUGCAGGUCAAACGGCGUUAAAGCAGCAGCAGGUUUUUAUCGGCGCCACUGUGAGUUUCCGGUUUUACAUGAGCGGAGUGAGUGGAGAGGAGUCUCCACCAUGGAUAUCCGACCAAACCACACCAUCUACAUCAACAACAUCAAUGACAAAGUUAAGAAAGAAGAGCUGAAGCGCUCGCUCUACGCGCUCUUCUCUCAGUUUGGUCAGAUCAUCGACAUCGUGGCCAUGAAGACCAUGAGGAUGAGGGGUCAGGCCUUCGUCGUCUUUAAGGAGCUCGCCGCCGCCACCAACGCCCUGAGGCAGCUUCAGGGCUUCCCCUUCUACAACAAGCCCAUGAGGAUACAGUACGCCAAGACCGACUCCGAGGUCAUCGCCAAGGUGAAGGGCACGUACGGCGACAAGGAGAAGAAGAAGGAGAAGAAGAAGAAAGCUCAGGAGCCGGCAGCCAACCUCACAAAGAAACCAGCUGUGGGGUCAGCAGCACCUGUUCUCUCCCCUGCUGUACAGGUCCCAGACAACCCACCAAACUACAUCCUGUUCCUCAGCAACCUGCCGGAGGAGACCAACGAGAUGAUGCUGUCCAUGCUGUUCAACCAGUUUCCAGGUUUCAAAGAGGUGCGUCUGGUCCCGGGGAAACACGACAUCGCCUUCGUGGAGUUUGAGAGCGACACCCAGGCGGGCGUGGCCAAAGACGCGCUGCAGGGCUUCAGGAUCACGGCAACCUGCGCCAUGAAGAUCACCUACGCCAAGAAGUAGCUCCAGGUCUGAGGUCUGACCGGACACAGAGACUCUGAGAGGGGGAGGGGGGCGGUCCCUGGAUUUCCGUUGUGUUCGCUGACUCCUCUGAUUUUUGUAAAUCUUACAGAGAGGGUUUUUUCCUCUUUUCUUUUGUUUGAUAAAUCCUGAGCGGUGGUUCGUUGGGUCGAGAGAAAAAUCUCUGGCCUCCUUCUCAUUUUGUAAAAUAAAGAAUAAAAGUUUUUUACAGAA